AUGGCGGCCCCCAGUGCCGCCAGCGGGGGCGCCUCUGGCAUGUCCCUGGGCGGGGGCCCCCCGGAGGCGGCGACGACCGUGCCCGUCGGGGGCGGGUCUUCUGGCGCGUCCCCAGACGGGGAAGCGGCGGAGGGGGCGGCGACCGUGCCCGUCGGAGGCGGGCAGGGGCCUGCCAGCCUGAUGGCGCAAACGGGGGACGCCGCGGAGCCUUGCAUGGAAGACCUGUUCUCAGAGCCGUCUGCGGACGAGGGCGACUUCUGGGGCGCCGUCGACGAGGAUUGUGACGCGAGGGCCAAGCAGCAGGAAGCGCAAGCACUAAUGCUCGUGGCGCAGAAGUUUCGAGAUGAUGCCCGUCGCACCCGCGAGGCUCGCGCCCAGAUCGGAGCCUGGGCCCCUUUGACGCCCCAGAAGCCCAAGCAGACGCUGAUUUCGAGGUUCAUGGUGGACACGCCGAGCCCGCCAGCCGCGCAGGACCGCCCCCUUGAGGGCCGCAGAGGCCGGCGGGGGCCACGGCGCCCUUGCUACAUGAACGCCGCGGAGAGGGAGCAGGCGAUCAAGAAGGAGGCGAUCAGGCAGCAGGACGAGGCCUUGAGGAUCCAGGCGCUCGAGUUGGAGAGCCAAGCGAAAGCGGCCGAGGAAUUGAGCAAAGAGGCCGCGGCGGUGGCAAGCCAGGCCAUCACAAUCCUCGAGCCCGACGACGCCGUCAGCGACGUGGUGAAGGCGGCGGAGGUUCUUCAGGUCAUCCGCCGCAGAGGGCGCGGCAGACCGCCGCACACGGCGGAGCAGAAGGCUGCGGCGAAGGAGAGGAAAGCCAAGGUGAAGGCGCAGAAGGGCAAGCUCCAACCAGAAGACAGGGAGAGGAUGCAAACGCCGAGCGCCAUUGCCAGGGGCAUGAUCGUUGAUCGCGUGGACGCCCUGUCGAAGCAGGUCGACAACUACACCACCGACGGAUUCUGGUCGCUCGCCGAGGACCUCUGCGGGGCCCCCGCGAGCAUGCUGAAACGGUUCGCGAAGCCCGAGGAGAGGGCGAAGCUUUCUCGCUACUUGGAUGCCCGCGGCCCUGAGAGGUCAGAAGAGGAUGGCACCAAGAAGAAGACCUACGAAUCGCCCGUCAAGGACGUGUACGAUUACGUCAAAGCGUGGAAGGACAGGCAGGAGGAGAUCGGUUUCGAGCUGAACCAGGAGGACUUGGUCGACGAAUUCGAACUCGAGCUGGAGAGCAGGGCGUUCGACCUCAAGGAGAGCGGGGCUGACGUCAAGCUGCUGUCGGAGAUGGAGAAGCGCCUCGCCAAGUUGACUUCCCCAGCGAAUCGGAAAUAUGCUCGGGCGCGGCUUGGCAGCUGGUGCGGCGUGGUCGAGCACAAGCCCUCCAACGUGGUGCCGUUCACGGCGGCCGAGAACGACCUCAUCUGCAAGUUGUCUUACCAGGCGUGGGACUGGCUCGUUGAUCUGCUCAUGACCGCCAGCGUGGACGAGCUGCAGGGCUUCGUCGCUGACGCCCAGGGGCUCGUGGACAACAGGCAGCAGCUGGCCGUCGUCGCCCAGGACGCCUCCCCAGUCUACCUGGACUGCAGCGCGGGAAAGGUUCUGGUUAGGACGUCGUUUCUGGACGAGCGCCAGAAGCGGCGGGGGCUGCGCCUCGCGGCCCAGGACCCAAACGCGCCCGUGCCGGAGAUCAUGUCGGUGGCGCAGCCGAGCGACGCCGUGGGCUCCAGCAGGAGGGAGAAGAACAGGUGGGCGCCCGCAAUCGACGCCCGGCUUCCGGCCACGUGCGUCCAGCGCGCUCUCGCUGCACAUGCCUGA
Prorocentrum cordatum is the source of this 1803-nucleotide messenger RNA. The record is from the annotation of a GenBank genome assembly. NCBI's taxonomy places the organism in Eukaryota, Dinophyceae, Prorocentrales, Prorocentraceae.